UGGUGGUGGUGGUGAGCAGUUGACACAGCAUAUCAUAUCAGCGUCUUCGAAAACCUCAUGUCUAACGUGAGACUUAAUUGAGAAGUUAUUUUCUUUCAAGUGUUUCACCAUGGCAAGUUGUAUUCCACUAGAAAAAGAAGAGGCCCAGGUUGUGGGUCAGUGUGGGCAAGCCUUAUCCACAGCCGUGCACAUCAAAUUUAGGUGCACGGUUAUAUUACAUGGAAUGAAUGCAACCUCCUCCAACGCUGCUAAAAAAUCAAAAGUCACCCCAGAACAGAGGUACUCCAUUCGUCUCCCAAAGGGCCUCAAGCUAUCCGUGUGGAAAGAUGACCUCACAACUCAUGAAGUCGAUGCUGUGGUGAAUGCUGCCAAUGAAGAUCUGAGACAUAUUGGAGGUCUUGCUUUCGCUCUUGCCAAUGCUGGUGGUCCAGUUAUUCAGCAAGAGAGUGACAAGAUCAGAAAAAGUAGAGGGAAGGUAUUCACAGGAAAGGCAGUGGUCACAUCAGCUGGAAAACUGCCAUCCAAGAAGAUAAUACAUGCUGUAGGUCCAGAAGUAAAGGUGAAUGCUAGUCCAAAGGAAAUUCAGCACGCUUCCAAAUACUUGUCAGAAGCCAUUGACAAUAUCCUUAAAAUAGUGGAGAAAGAGAAUCUUCAGUCAGUUGCUAUUCCAGCUCUUAGUUCUGGAAUUUUUAAUUUUCCUUUGGAUCACUGUGCCAAUAUCAUUGUGAACACAGUGAAAAAAUAUCAUGAUGGCAAUGGAAAAAAUAAGGUAUUGGAUGUCCGUCUGGUAAACCACGAUGAACGUACUGUGUCUGAGAUGGUGAGGGCCUGCAAAGAGAUCCUUGAACCUCCUAAAACCUCCUACUCUGGGGCAGGAAGGAGUUCUGAUAUAUCUCCUGUGGAACUGGGCAAAGUGACACUGCACAUCAGUAAAGGACGCAUUGAAAAGCAAAAGACACAAAUUAUUGUGAACUCCACCUCUACUGAUCUGAAGUUGUGCAGUGGGGCAGUGACCAACGCCAUUUUAACUGAAGCUGGCCAAAAGCUUCAGGAGGAGAUUUCAAAGUAUCGUUGGACGUGCAAGUCGGGUGAUGUACUGAAAACUGAAGGAUACAACCUGGGUUCACUUUUUGUGUAUCAUGUACUUUGUGUACAAAAAGGGGCACCAGGAUCCAGGACAGCAGAACAGAUUCUUAGUGGUGUUAUCUCAGCCUGCUUGCGCAUGGCAGAGGCAGACGGUUGUACGUCCAUUGCCUUUCCUGCAAUUGGAUGUGGUGUGCUGAACUUCAGGAAAAGUGAGGUGGCGGAUAUCAUGACAGAAGCAGUGAAACAAUUUUCUAGGUCAUACAUGGGAUCCCGGAUGGAUGUACACUUUGUGAUAUUCCCUUUAGAAGAGGACACAUUCCAGGCUUUUGCAAAAAAGCAUGCAUCGCUGCAGCAGUCAAAGCCUUCUGCCAGCACUUCACAUGUGGGCAACUAUGAAUAUUUAAUGUAUGAGGAAACAGACAGCAUUCACACUCCAUCAAUUGAGAUCCGGGCCGAUUUUCCUGAGGCCCUGCGUGCCGCCAAGAGAUGGAUAAAUGAUGUGGUGAACAUACUCAGAGACAAAGAAGCUGUCUACAGCAUAAAAAAUAACUUUGUCCUACAUUUUGGUCAGCGUGAGCAUAAGGAGCUGCUGUCCAUUCAAGACAAUUUCCAGGUUGGGUUCCAGGUGUUCUUCACUGAUGGCCAGGCUGGCAUCAACAUCAUGGGAACCCCUUCAGGAGUCAGCGCUGCAGUGCUGGAGGUGGAGGCCAUGUGCUGUAAGGUACAGGAGGCUCAUGUGCUGGCUGAGGAAGCGGCCAUGCUGUAUCCCCUUGUGCGCUGGAGAUGCAAGGAUUGCCCUCAGCUGGAAAACCCAGAGAUCAAUGCUGCCCUGGAAAAGGCCUAUCUUGCAGGCACUGGGGAGUGUAAAAUUGAUGACAUCAGUGUCGACUUUGGGUCUAUGGUGGUGAAAACAAAACAUGCACCCGUGAAAUGCAAAAUUGAAAGAAUUUGCUUUUUCAAGAAUUAUCAAGUUACACCACGGUCAGGUAUAAAGUCAUACUUUGAUCGAAAAGUGAAGGACUUUGCUGGGCCGCACAGAGAGUUUCAGGAUGCUGGACUUCAUGCUCUCCGCAUGGAAACAGUGGAGAACUACGCCCUGAUGCAGCACUUUGAGUUGAGCAGAAAACGCAUCUCAGACAAACCCAGACCCCUGUACCAGUGUGUGUCGGCACAGUUUUGCCAGUUGGUCAGCUGGGUGGGCUUUCAGAGAGAGUAUGCCCCACCUGACGAGCAAGCAUUUGGGGAGGGCAUCUACUUCACUGCCAGUGUUAAAUCUGCCAUGAAGUUAUGGAAAGGGACGAAGGAGGAGGAGUAUGUCUACAUCAUCAAAGCAGAUGUUCUCACUGGCAGUAACACCUCUGGGUCACCAGAUUUUAUAGUUCCACCAUCACUCAGCAGUGAUCCCCUGAUCCGCUAUGACAGUGUGUCAGGAGGCAUAGAUACCUUUGUGAUCUUUAAUGGUCACCAGGCUCUGCCACUGUACAUUUACACUUGCAAAAAAACAAGCAGUGCACAUAAGUAACAUAAGUCCAAAACAAAUGCUAAAUCGACAAAAUCGAUACAAACUGCUUAACGACAGUGGAUAGUUUCCUGAUAUAAUUUUCACCAUAUGAUGAAUGCUCUGUAAAAAUUUAAAAAUCUUGAAUUAUAUUUACAAUUUAUCUUUCUUCCUUUAUCUAUCUAUAAUUGAAAUAUUUACAGUUCAGAGUGUGUGUACACUUGAAAGGAUUGCUUUUCUUGUCAUAACACUAAGAUAUUUUCUAGGACUUACGCAAUCAUUUCCCAUAGUCUGAUGUUCGUUUACUAGUGUAGGAUUAAUGAGCACUGCACAUUUUGCUGAGCAAUAGAAUGCCAGUCUACUGAAAAUAGUGAAUUUACUCUAAGAGAAGUGUAAAGAGUUGUUAAUUUGGAAAGGUUUAUGGAAGCAUUAGUGACAAUGGUGAUGAUUUCUGUUGAUAUGUAAGCCUGAUCAAAUCCUGUAAUAAAGAUCAUCAUUAGUUUUGGUUUGACUGAU
Alosa alosa (allis shad) is the source of this 3100-nucleotide messenger RNA. RefSeq names its product poly(ADP-ribose) polymerase family member 9 (gene parp9). The record is from RefSeq and is a predicted model, not a curated record. Bases 110 to 2608 code for a protein of 832 amino acids. Gene Ontology annotation, biological process: negative regulation of gene expression; positive regulation of type II interferon-mediated signaling pathway. The transcript has 9 exons. Gene Ontology annotation, cellular component: cytoplasm; nucleus. NCBI's taxonomy places the organism in Eukaryota, Metazoa, Chordata, Actinopteri, Clupeiformes, Clupeidae. Gene Ontology annotation, molecular function: ubiquitin-like protein ligase binding; transcription corepressor activity.